Eucalyptus grandis is the source of this 2205-nucleotide messenger RNA. RefSeq names its product disease resistance protein RPV1-like. Bases 1 to 2205 code for a protein of 734 amino acids. Gene Ontology annotation, molecular function: ADP binding. Gene Ontology annotation, biological process: signal transduction; defense response. The record is from RefSeq and is a predicted model, not a curated record. The transcript is spliced from 6 exons. NCBI's taxonomy places the organism in Eukaryota, Viridiplantae, Streptophyta, Magnoliopsida, Myrtales, Myrtaceae.
AUGGCAAGCUCAGAUGAAGGAAUGUCAUCGGGAUUCGAGUACCAAGUGUUUUUAAGCUUCAAAAGAUCUGACACUUGCCAUGGAUUCACCGACUUCCUCUUCCAUAGCUUGAUUGAUGCUGGAAUCUAUGUUUUCCAAAACAACAAAGAGCUCCGUGUGGGUGAAAGGAUCAAUGGAUUGCUUCAACAAGUGAUCAACAACUCCAAGAUCUAUAUACCCAUCUUCUCUCAGAAUUAUGCUUCAAGCCAACAGUGUCUUGGCGAGCUCACACAGAUCUUCUCAAACACCUCAAACUCAAAAGAUUAUAAAGAGAUUUUACCUAUUUAUUUUGGUGUGGAACCUAAUGAUGUUAGGUUGAAAACUGUACUGUAUAGUGAUGCCAUCCUAAGUUUGCAGCGCGAGAAGGAGUUGAGUAAUGAGCAAGUGGAUAUCUGGAGAAAGGCUCUCAUGGAGGUUGGUGCGAUAAAGGGGUGGGAAGUGAAGAAGUACAAUGGCCAUGGCGAAAUAAUCAAAUUAAUAGCUGAGGAGGUCACGGAAAAGCUAAAAGUAAAACAUCGACUUAUGAGUAAACAUUUAGUUGGUGUUGAUGAUCAUGUGGUAUCAGUAUUCCAAUUGUUAGACAUCGAUUCCGAUGACGUACGGCUCAUUAAAAUUUAUGGCAUGGGGGGCAUCGGUAAAACAACUCUUGCCAAAGUCAUCUUCAAUGAAGUCUGUAGUCAUUUUGGAGAGUAUUCUUAUUUCCUUGAAGAUAUUCGAGAGAAGUCAUCAAGAGCUAAUGGCUUAAUUGAGUUGCAAAAGAAGUUCUUGGACAAAAUCGACUAUCGUGCAGGAACAAGUAGCAUCGAUGAAAUUGAUCAUGGAGUGAAGAGGAUUGAAGAAGCACUACACAAUAAGAAAGUCCUCUUGCAAGAACUAUGUACAGAGACAUUGGACAAGUUGAGAAGAGCACCUCCUGAAGAUGUUUUUGAAAAGUUAAAGAUUAGUUAUGAUGCCUUAAGUUAUGAGCACCAACAAAUUUUCCUCGAUAUUGCAUGUUUUUUCAUUGGAGAGGAUACAACGAAUGCAAUUCACAUGUGGAGAGAUUGUAGGUUCUUCCCGGUUACUGGAGUUGAUGUCCUUCGAAACAUGCGUUUGGUAGAAAUUAGGGAGAACAAUGAGUUUUGGAUGCAUGAUCAACUUAGAGAUUUUGGAAGAGAAAUAGUUCGUCGAGAAAAUCCAAUAAAUCCUGGAAAACGGAGUAGGAUAUGGAUUUGGGAGGAGGUCCUUCAUGUACUAAAUACGGAGAAGAUCAACAAGAAGGUUGAAGCACUAUACUUUGAGAGAAAUCCACUAAAUUCCCAUAACAUCAUUGUUCAAAUUAAAGAGAUUGGAAGGACAAACAUGUACCUAAAUAAUAUUGUUGUUCUUGAAUAUACAGGUGUUGACUCAUUAGAUGAUUUGAGAUUACGGGACAUAAUCAAGAGGGCAAGAAAAUUGAAAGUUCUCUAUCUUAAAAGUUGUCACGGUAUAAUGAGAACACCAGACUUCUUUGGAUGCCCGAAUUUAGAGAGGCUUAAUUUUGAAGAUUGCUCCAAUUUGAAGAGAAUUGAUGGUUCUAUUGGGAACUUGAAGUAUCUGACUGACCUAAAGAUUGAUAGGUGCUUUUGUCUUAAAGAUUUGCCUGAGGAAAUCGGGGACCUAGAGAAUUUGAAAAACUUCUUUGUACAACGGUGUAAAGUGAAGAAACUCCUAGAUUCCAUAUGGAAGUUGAAAUCACUAAGGGAAUUGCACUUUUCAAGUUGCUUUCUUCCAUUAGUUUCAGCAGAUUUAUGGGAGUUACCUAGUGCUAUUGGAAUGCUUCCGAAUCUAGAAGUGCUUCUAGUUAAUAUUCCCAAUUUAAAAGGUGAACUUCCUUCUGGGAUUGAAGUUUUGCCCAUUCUAAGAAUUCUAAAUCUAUCAAAUACUCAGAUCAGCGAAGUUCCAAAGACAAUCAGCAUGCUUCCUCACUUGCAAAAGUUGGAGUUGAUGGCAUGUCAUAAUAUUCAAGAGUUGCCAGCGCUCCCAACAAGUUUAAACAAUCUAAGAAUGUCAUCUGCAUCAUUGAGGGCAAUCCCGGAUCUCUCGUACUUGACUAAUUUGGUUCAGUUGGAUCUAAUGAUAGUGGAUGAGGAGGAGAUAAACUUUAUCUCUAUUAGUGAUGGUGGAUUGGGAAGUUAUUCAAAUUGA